CUGUUGGAGUUAGCUUUGGGGAUCGGAUCGGAGGCAAUCACCGUCAAAGUUGACAAGGAGGUCCUCACCAUGAAGAGUCUCCAGGACGCGAUCCAGAGUUUCGUCAUCAAGAAGGCUGAGCCUGGGUGGCUCCCAUUUUCCCCUGGUGCUUCAUACCGAGCUCCCCCUUCUCCAGAGAGCCUCACUGAGUCGGAUCCAUUCGAUCGACUCGAUAAUCUGCUCACGAUGGAAGAGAAGCUUUUUUGUACUCUUCCUAUUUUGUGGAUGGCGUAAUUCCGGCUCAUUCGGACAUGGCAUCGAUGUCGAAAGUUAUGGCUACACAAGCCGACGAUGCGGAAUGAAUCGCUAAUGAACAACAAACUCCUAAGAAGUUGACAAAUUGGAGUAAGCCAUGGCAGCAUCCAUAUGCUAUUGAUUCUUUUUUUAGUCACAUAUAAUACUAACAUCAGAAAAAAAAAACAA
Phalaenopsis equestris is the source of this 462-nucleotide messenger RNA. RefSeq lists its product as uncharacterized. The transcript is spliced from 2 exons. The record is from RefSeq and is a predicted model, not a curated record. The annotation marks the transcript as partial. NCBI's taxonomy places the organism in Eukaryota, Viridiplantae, Streptophyta, Magnoliopsida, Asparagales, Orchidaceae.